Molecule: messenger RNA, 1893 nt
Organism: Botrytis byssoidea
Lineage: Eukaryota; Fungi; Ascomycota; Leotiomycetes; Helotiales; Sclerotiniaceae
Exons: 3
Coding region: 1-1893 (630 amino acids)
Source: RefSeq, a predicted model, not a curated record
AUGUCGCGAGAGCUUUCCUGGAACUUCCGCUUCUGGAAACGAGAGCUUGCUUCCCUCUUUUGCGGAACGCUAUGCUUCAUAGCUCUAGCUGCACUUCUAUAUGCGUUUGAUGGGAAGACUAUUUUUCGUUGGCAUGGCAUCACACUUAACGCCUUAGUCUCUAUUCUUUCAACCGCCGCUAAAGUGCUUGUUCUGUAUUCCAUUGCUGAAUCCACUAGCCAAUGGAAAUGGCUCCAUUUCUCAGAACAGAAGCAUUUUCUGAUAGAUUUCGAUAAGAUUGAUGCUGCUAGCCGGGGGCCAUUAGGUAGUUUCAAACUGUUAUGGAGGAAGAAUCGGGAGCUCAUAGUACGCAUCGGUGCUGUCACGACGGUUCUUGCGUUGGCUGUUGAUCCUUUUACACAACAACUUGUCCAGUAUCAACAACGUCAAGUUCCUCAAAAACAUGGAAUUGCCGACGUUCCGAGAGCAGAUCGUUAUUCUAGGGGUCGAUUGUUCAAUAUGCAACUCACGGUGGUGUCAAGUGAUCCGCCCCUAGCACAGGCCUUCGCUGACGCGGACUUCAUCAUGCAAUCAGCUGUCCUAUACGGUCUUACGCAGCCUCUUGAAAUGAUCACUCAACAACUUCCUCACACAUGCACUUCUGGAAAUUGUACGUGGGAUGCAUUUGAGUCCCUUUCGGUUUGUAAUGUUUGCAACGAUCUAAGCGACAAAGUAGUGGAAUAUCGAGAUGACAAUUUUCUCUACGCAGCCUUGCAAACCGACAAUGAUAUUGCAAUCCGAAAAAUGGGCACUGCAUCCAGACUUCCCAACGGCUUAUUUAUUGAUGGUUUUGAUGGGUGGAACUAUACCACCAAUUCUACAUCUUUGGAUAUUCCAGGUGGUAUAUUUAUGACGACUUAUGGAACUGGAAAUGGUAGUGAGACGGUAUCACUACAAGAUAUUGAUACGUUGAUAUGGGCGAUGACAUUUCUCAAAGUACACCCCCCUCAAGAUGGAUCAAAUCAGACGUGGCCAGACUUAGAAAUCGAAGCACGAGAAUGCGGCCUAUACUAUUGUGUCAAUCGGUAUGAUUCUACAAUUUUCAGCGGUACUCUUUCCGAAGAGAUUUCCGAGGUUACAAGUGCAAAGCGAGAUCCGGAUUCGUGGCAGAUUACAAGCUCGAAGUGGGCCGCUGUUCUUAACUCGUCGACCGUGUCAAGUCUUAAUUUCGAUAGCAAAUUAUCCGCGGCGCCUCGAUCCGACCUAUCCCUAGGUGGAAAGUAUAACGUCUCACAGGCGGCUGUCAAUAGCGUUAGUAGCUACUUCAGUGACCUUUUUUCGACCAACCUAAACAUCACGCACAAUGUCACUGAGACACAACAGGCAAGAUUGAAUGGUUACAUCAUGACCGAUGGUAAUCUCCAGUAUAAGCCCAGCUCGAUGCAAGCUUUUAAGACGAGCAAUGAUCUCCCAGCUACAUUCGCGUCUCUUGCGAAAAGCAUGAGCAACUCCAUCCGUGCUAAUGACGAUGGCGCAAAAGUACAAGCAGGCACAGUCUAUGAGACGAUGACCUUUUAUAAAAUUGAAUGGGAAUGGAUAUCAUUGCACUGUUUCUUCAUCAUUGCCGCUACUGUUUUCAUCGUCCUUACAAUCUAUCAGACGAGGCUGCGUGGAACUCCUGCUUGGAAGUCAAGCUCACUUGCCGUUCUUUCUAGAGGGCUUAUGGUAGGCCACACGUUUAGAGGCGCGGAGACGAUGAGUGAUUUAACUGCGAGAGCAAGAAGUGAAAAGGCUUGUUUGUAUGGGAAUUAUAGUGAAAUACAAGAAUCUCGUGAGGAUGUCGAGCUAGAGGAAAUUGUUAUGGGACCGUCGGAUGUUCAGAAGAUAUUUAAAGGGGCACGUUUGAUAAGAUAA